UCUUCCAAAGAGACCCGCCUUUUCCCCACCUGUACAUGAUAUCCAAAGCAUAGAAGAAAAGGAUAUAAAUAAAACCUGUACUGAACAUGGAGAAACGUUAUCAGAAUCUACAUGUACGAAUGAAGGAGGAAAUCAGCAGCUCAUAAAGAAACCUGUAUUAUGCGAAACAAGUCUGCAUGAGAAAAAUGUAAUUGCUAAAGAGGAUAACUUGAUAAACAAGGUUGAUGAUACCCAAACAGACAGAAGUACAGUAGUGACUGCAUCAGAAAAAGUGGAUACCACCAAGAAAGAAACAUUACAUACAGAAGUUCAAGCAUUUGAUAAAGAACUCAAGGAUGACUCAAACAAAGAUGCAUCAACAGCUUCCCAGGUCAUGGUUGCCAUCCAAGCACCUGCACUACGAAAGAAAGAUUCAGAAACAGAGAAAAUACCGACCGAGAAAUUAAUGAUAUGAAUGAAAUGAUGAUGGAAGAGCCAGGUUGUAGUUUCACUGCUCCUCACACUAAGAAUGAGAAUAAAGCUUCUGGUGUCAAAGAGUCAGACAAGGAUAUAUGUCGAAGCAAAAUGACAGAGGAACAAUGGAACGAUUUGUUUAGUUCUGUGAUAAAUUUGAUAGAUCAGGAUACAUUAGACUCUGCAAUAAUACAAGUCGAUUGUAAUCAAGAACCUCAGAAGUUGGAAACAGAUAACAGAUGUAAAGGAAAAAAGAGAAAAUCUAUGGAAGAAGUAAAACAUGGAGAUGGAGUACAUGAAUGUGCAAAGGAUUUUGAAGCCCUACAAUCAAUGAAUGUUAAACCACUGCUAAACAUUUCUCGUAUAUAUAAGCGUUUAGCUGGUUAUCAGAACACUGAAGAACUAUCUCCACCUGACAGAGCAAGACAAAGUAAGAGAUCAUCUGAGAGUAGUAACAAUUCAGACUCGCCAGAAUAUGUAAUUUCAUCUGAACAAUGUUCUAGGAAGAUGGAACUGCUGCAGAUGAUUCACCAUAUGGAUGAAGAUGUGUGGGUGCAAUGCGAUAAAUGCAGUAAGUGGAGGAAGUGCUGGAAUAACUGUGACCCAUCUGCCUUACCAGAGUUUUGGACGUGCAUUAUGAAUAAAGAUCCCUUACAUAAUAGAUGUGGCAUUCCAGAAGAGAAUUGGAAGGAUACAAAUGAAAUUUACUUAUACCAUAAAUAUAUUUUAGGUUCAGUGAUUUGGGCUUGCAUACCUGCUAACCCUUGGUGGCCAGCUAUGGUUGACUUAGAUCCUGAAUACAAAUGCUAUUUGUGGGGAAAGUCAGAGAAAAAUCAUCCUAUGUACUUCCAUGUUACAUUCUUUGGUGAGCCAGUCUCUCGAGCAUGGGUGACUUCAAAAUCUGUAACUCCUUUCAAAAUGAAGCACACUGCUAGACGCUUUACUUCAAAAUAUCCCAGGGGGUCAGUGAUGAAUGCAGAAUUAGAAGAAGCUGUAUUUGAGGCUCAUAGUGCCCUCAGAAUGGAUAUUAAUGACCGGAGAAAGAAAUAUAGCUUUGCUUCUAG
Messenger RNA from Penaeus vannamei (Pacific white shrimp), 1517 nucleotides. The record is from RefSeq and is a predicted model, not a curated record. Lineage: Eukaryota; Metazoa; Arthropoda; Malacostraca; Decapoda; Penaeidae.